Molecule: messenger RNA, 3138 nt
Organism: Trypanosoma cruzi
Lineage: Eukaryota; Euglenozoa; Kinetoplastea; Trypanosomatida; Trypanosomatidae
Exons: 1
Coding region: 1-3138 (1045 amino acids)
Molecular function (GO): calcium ion binding
Source: RefSeq, a predicted model, not a curated record
AUGGAAUUUUUAGAUUUGCCUUUUGUGGGUCAUUCGAAUGAUCGACAAGGAAGGGUUUUUAUACCCACAGGUUCCAAAUUGGCCGCUGAAUUUCGAAAAAAUAAAGCAACACCACCAACCGCUUUGAAAGUUUGUACCGCAGUGUUUUCUUCCGCUUCGUUACGUCAACAAACAGACACCCAAAUGGAUGCCCCGCAUCUCCCUUUAGCCAUUGAGAGUAGCGAAAUUCCGAUCACUUCUUCCAUUUAUCAUAAGAAACCGGUUGGUGAUGCGUUUAAGGGCAAAUCGGCUGUUUAUAAGGAGAAAAUUCAACAAAUUGAAUCAUUUCUUUCGGUAAAUUGCGCACGGCAUGUAGCCGAGCCACAACGGGGGAAUAAUAUAAGAAAAGCCUUGGAUGAUUUGAGUCGAUUGGAGCCUUCAAUUUCAGGUAUUCUUUUAUCCGUAAGGCGAUAUUUGAAUGAAUGGUUGACGACAACGGAGUCUACACAAGAAUCUCUGCGGUCAGAAAUACGUCAUGUAGAAGAACGUACUUUUAAGAAAUGUGAGGAAAUUUUUGAAAAUCGAUUUCUUCAACUUUUAAAAGAUAAAAGAAAAGCAGAGGCAACUAUAAAAUCCUUACGUGAUGAAGUCCUGAAAUUGAGAAUAGAGCGAGAUGUCACUUUAAUGAAAGCAAAGGAAGAUGUUAUGAUUCGUUUAAAUGAUUGUGAAAGGAAGGAGGAUGAAUUUCGUUCAUUUCGAAAACUUAUAUCAUCCGUUUUUAAAACAAAUGAGGGUCUUGUGAAUCGCGUGGAAGACUUGGAGGCACUUCUUCGAAAACACCGUAUUGAAAUACCACGAGUAAACGACGAUUUAUAUGCAUACAACAAACCGAGAGGCGAGGCCAAAUCUUCCAAGCGGGAUUCGGAUGGGGUUAAGAAGAUUGGAGAUCAGGUGUCUUUAGAGUUUAUGUAUGCAUCAAGAGAGGAGAUGAAUCUUGCCCGUCUUUCUUUGCAAAGAGAACUAUUAAAUAGCGCGUUUGAUGAUAGAACAGCUUAUCGACUUCAAGUGAAUGGUUUGCGUCAUGAGAAUUCUGAUCUUCAAACACAAAUUGAUGCAUUACAAAAUCAAAUUAUAGGUCUUGAACGAUAUAUUCAUGAGAAACGUUUUCUAUUUUCAACAACAGAUGGUGAUGAAGCACCAUUAACUCCAAGGCCGCGGGAUGUACCAUUUACCAUUCAGACCGAUCUUGGAAUUGACUUGAGGAACAGUACGGCACGAAUUGUGGUGGAACUUGCAGCAUUGGGAACAAAUCUUAAACAUCAAUUAAAUUCGGCUGUGAUGACUCUUCGCCAGUUAUCUUCUGCAGUGGACUGGAUGGAAGAUGAAACCAUGUUAAAAAUUGCGGAUGAAGCAAACGUUCGAGGUGCUCUUCCAACGUUUCCAACUUCCGCAUGGGCAAAUAUUCCUCAUUUUUUACGUACGCAUGUUGAACCUGAUGUUCCUAAUCUUCGAUGGUCUGAAACGGAUAUUGCCUUUUUGUUAUUUGGCCUUUUUUCUAAUUAUUCCUCAUUGAAAGCGGCAUGUCGUACUACCCGUGACUCGAAGAUGCUUGCACCUCGUCAAUAUAAGUUAUUUGAACGUUGUGAGAAUCCAAUGGUGCGAUUGGAUGCUUCUUUAAAUGAGCUACAAAGGGAUGAGAAUAGUGUUCCUUUUGGCUAUGUAGUAUCUUACUUUGUUUCCAAUGUACUUUUGGUAAAUGUGGCAGAUUCUCCUUAUUCCUCAUUAAUUCAACCUGGGACUCUCAAUCCAUCCUUUUCAAUUGAUGGGAAAAAUGCUUCUGUUGAAAUGGAAUUAACAAAAUACUCCUAUAAUAUAUGGUAUGCCGCUCAACGAUACAAGGAACAACAGCCAUUAUGUCGUUUAUUUGCGGACGUGGUGGAUGGACGAUUACCAGUAGAAAUUUUUGAUGUUAUGAAGCAUGUCUUGCGUAUUGUGGAGGCUCGUAUUCGUAAAUUUGACACAGACGGAAGCGGUUCCUUCACAUAUAAUAAGUUGGUGAGCUCGGUACUUAAACUUGUGGCAGAUAUGGAUGUGCAAGUUGGGCGUUGUGCAAUUCUUGCUGUAAUGGAAACAUUCAAAGCAAAUCAGACGCCGUUGGUAGGUGGAAGAAUAUUUCUUCCAUCUAUUUUUGCAGAUGAAUCCGCUCCGAAAAAAAAAGAUGCUCCUCGAAAUACCAGCAAUCGUUCAGCUGUGAGUACGCGUUCUACACGGAGUUAUAUAGAUAGGGAACCUCAAGGUGCCUCUGUGUUUACCCGUUUUUGGCGUAGGUUGGUCAUUCAACGCUAUGAACGGGUGUAUAGUCUCAUGGAGAGGAUUCUUGGGCCUCUUGUUUUAGAAAGUAAGGUGGUCAUUGGUCUGUUUUUGUUACCCAUUCCAAGUGCCUUCCAGGCUGUGAGGGAUUUUGAUACGCAAUGUGGGAAUAUGACGGAGGAAGAGUUUAACUUAAAGUACCCUCUACUUUCAGAGAAGACGAUUUCAGUGGGGGGGAAAUCUGUUCUUACAUCGGGGGUAAAGGGAGACGUUUCACGUUGUACCGACGAAUAUGAAAAACUUUUAACCAGAAACAAAACCACACUGCGAUAUAUUAUUUCACUGGAGGAGGUUUUAAAUACGACGUUGGGGUCGGUGUCACUUCUCAGUCGUUCAAUGCAUUUUCCAGCGCAUGAAGAGGAGAGAUCGGAACCAGAGGAGAAAUCCACGGAUGUUCCUGUUCUUGAGAAGCCAAUAAAUUCACCGGUGAAUACGGCGGGGUUGAAGAAAGAAUUCUCUCCGAAAAGAAAACGGGGCAAAACAAAAGUCAAUGCGAAGUCAAAGGCAAAAGUAGGAACUCCGUAUGGAAAGAAGGAACCCGUUCAAGAAAAAUCCGUUUUGGAAGAACCCGUUCGAGACAUUAUACCGUCUGAAAUGACAGUGCGUUCUGAUAAGGAGAUGGCAGAGUGGUAUGGUUUUUGUGCCACCCUUCGGCAAUCAGUUCUCAAGUUUCCUGAAGCCAUUUUUUCAGAUGGAAUCUUUCAGGGAGAGCGUGUCCAUUUUUCAGGAAGAUCCACCGAUGUUUCUGGAUCUUUUGACGAGGAGCUCUCGGCCGACAAGUCAUCUUAA